Molecule: messenger RNA, 1796 nt
Organism: Harmonia axyridis
Lineage: Eukaryota; Metazoa; Arthropoda; Insecta; Coleoptera; Coccinellidae
Product: cysteine protease ATG4D
Exons: 7
Coding region: 379-1737 (452 amino acids)
Molecular function (GO): protein-phosphatidylethanolamide deconjugating activity
Source: RefSeq, a predicted model, not a curated record
AAAUUGCACAUCAUAAGUCAUAACUUGAGUAUUUUGUACCUGUCUUAUCAACUGGACGAUGAGAAAUGUUUCAUUGUUUAUUGAUAACUAAUUAUGAAUGGAUUGACAUGAGUUAGUAAAUGUGUUGAAUUCGUACGAAGGUGUAAAUUUUAUGAACAAAGUGCUCACACAAAAGAACGAUCAAAUAUUGUUCAGUUCAGAAAAAAAGUGUUGUUCGUCGAGGAGUAUGUAUUUCGAAAUUCUGUAAAUUGAAGUUUGGUCAAUAUUUACAAGAAAAAUUGAAAUGGUUUCUUGAAAAAUCGAGAUGCUAAUUUCUGUUCAUUCUAUUGAUACGUUCGACUUGUUAAUCUGACGUUGAGUAUGAAAUAGUCCAACGACAUGAAUACCCAAGAAUUACCUAAAGAUAGAUCGGUUUUCCUUUCACGGUUCGUUGGUUCUAACCCCGAAACUGAUUCAAAAGAAGAUGGAAAUCUCAUCGAAAGUGAAGGAAAAGUCAAGAACAAAUUGUUAUCCAUGUGGAAUAACGUUAAAUAUGAUUUUUCAGGUAUGAAAUUACGUAGUAACUUCUCAAAAGAAUCUCCAGUUUGGCUACUAGGAAAGUGUUAUCGAAGGCUUGAGAGUCCUUCAUCGGAUUCUACGGAAUUAGGAACAGAUGUAGCUGCUUUUCACAGCCAGGGUGAUCUAGUUACCGGAGAUGAUGAAAACUUCGAAGCCUUCAAAAAAGACUUUUUCAGUAGAUUGUGGCUGACUUACCGUAGGGAAUUUCCUAUUUUGACUGGGUCCAAUCUCAGCAGUGAUUGUGGUUGGGGUUGCAUGUUGAGAAGCGGACAAAUGCUGAUGGCUCAAGCUUUAGUUUGUCAUUUUUUAGGAAGAAAUUGGAGAUGGGAUCCUGAAGCUUUGCCGGGCAAUCGUGAACAAUUUAUCGAAUCUGUUAAUCAUCGAAAAAUAAUUAAGUGGUUUGGAGAUAAACCAUCAAAAAAUAGUCCUUUGUCUAUUCACACACUUGUCACCUUGGGUGAAGAAUCUGGUAAAAAAGCUGGAGAUUGGUAUGGCCCUGGAUUUGUAGCUCAUUUACUCAAAAAGGCUGUGAAUAUAGCUUCUGAAGAAAACUACGAGUUUGACGCUCUGAAUGUUUUCGUUGCUGAAAACUGUACAGUAUAUAUAGGGGAUGUACUUCAAGAAAAUGUUGAUGCUGAUGGCAAAUGGAAAUCACUGAUACUUUUAGUUCCUGUACGAUUAGGAUUGGAAAAAUUCAAUUCAGUGUACGCUCCUUCUUUAACGGCAUUGUUCAGCUUGAAACAGGGUAUAGGCAUUAUAGGCGGAAGACCCAAGCACUCUAUGUACUUCGUUGGAUUUCAAGAUGAUAAAUUGAUUCAUCUGGACCCUCACUACUGUCAAGAAAUGGUCGACGUAUGGGCUCCCGAGUUUCCACUUAGCAGUUUCCAUUGUAGGUCACCAAGAAAAUUACAUAUCGGCAAGAUGGAUCCCUCAUGUUGUAUCGGAUUUUAUUGUUCAACUAAAGAAGAAUUUUUUAAUCUAGUUGAUACUGUCCAGUCACUUAUUGUACCUUCAGGAAAAUCUAACAGUUUGGGAACUGAAUAUCCUCUUUUCAUAUUUGAUAAGGGAUUCAGUCGAGAUUCUUCUUUUUCUCCGCAAAGGUUACCUCCGAAAGAUUUGGAAUUUUCUGUUAGUAGCACAGAUGUUGAUAUUGAAAUUGAACACUUCAAUUUGUUAUAAUUGCAUUAUUAAUGAAGUUUUAUUUUUGAUAUUUUUUAUGAUUAAAUUAAAAGACACUA